GCAUGCCCAAAUCACUGGAUGCCGCAUUCGUUCACGCGACGCAGGAUUGUAUUCGAAAUGGUAUGUGCGCCGUCCCCCGAACUCCAGUCUGACCAUCUCUCCACUACGGCCUUGCGCUCUGCCUCGCGCGUCGCACGUCAAACAUUCGGAAUGAUGACAGAAGCGACUUUGAAAGUCGCGGCGACACAUGUACCCGAAGACGGUGCCUUCGACCCGGCGAUCCUCGCGAUGGAACAAGCGGCGGCAGCGAAUGGACUUCAUUCGGAAUGGUGAUGUGUUCUCGCCGAGGAGCGUCGUGCUGCUGAAUGAGUAUGCUGCUGAGGAGGGAGUAGGUACUGGGAUAUACGGGGGACAUUGAGAAGGAGUUCGAUGACUUUGAUGCAGAGGAUGACCCGGACGAGGUUGGGCGCAUCGCGGUAAUGAGACGCCGUCGAGCGGCAAUGAAUCAUUAUUGUGCAUGAACCGGGCUACAUAGCUGCCACGCAAGGCCCUAUGAGCACUAGGUAAGUACAUUUAUACAGAGCAAUCCAUGAAUCUGGCCACUCAGCCGCCUCCCUCCGGGAGUCGGCUUCUUGACCUUCUGACUCACUGGCAGCAAGCAACUCGAGUUGCAGUCCCGUCUCUCUGAGGACUCAUACGGUAUGUAUGUAGAGUACAGUUGUAUUUGCGAGCGCACACCGCUACCGUAGCGUAGCACGGGCUUCGGC
Messenger RNA from Fomitopsis serialis, 707 nucleotides. RefSeq lists its product as uncharacterized. NCBI's taxonomy places the organism in Eukaryota, Fungi, Basidiomycota, Agaricomycetes, Polyporales, Fomitopsidaceae. The transcript has 3 exons. Bases 19 to 273 code for a protein of 84 amino acids. The record is from RefSeq and is a predicted model, not a curated record.